Messenger RNA from Lepus europaeus (European hare), 1728 nucleotides. It is a transcript of the gene MMP12, whose product is annotated as matrix metallopeptidase 12. Gene Ontology annotation, molecular function: zinc ion binding; metalloendopeptidase activity. Lineage: Eukaryota; Metazoa; Chordata; Mammalia; Lagomorpha; Leporidae. Gene Ontology annotation, biological process: proteolysis; extracellular matrix organization; collagen catabolic process. Gene Ontology annotation, cellular component: extracellular matrix. The coding region runs from base 30 to 1424 and encodes 464 amino acids. The transcript has 10 exons. The record is from RefSeq and is a predicted model, not a curated record.
UGAAUUAAGCCAUUCAGGAGAAGUUCACAAUGAAGUUUCUUCUAUUGAUACUGACCCUGUGGGUCACUUCUUCUGGAGCUGAUCCUCUGAAAGAAAAUGAUAUGCUAUUUGCUGAAAACUACUUGGAAAACUUUUAUGGCCUUGAGGUGAAGAGAAUUCCAAUGACAAAAAUGAAAACUAACAGGAACUUUAUAGAGGAAAAAGUCCAGGAAAUGCAGCAAUUCAUGGGGCUAAAUGUGACUGGGCAACUGGACAUAUCUACUUUGGAAAUGAUGCACAAACCUCGAUGUGGAGUGCCUGAUGUUUAUCAUUUCAGGACCAUGCCAGGGAGACCAGUAUGGAGGAAACAUUACAUCACCUACAGAAUCAAAAAUUACACUCCAGACAUGAAGCGUGAGGAUGUUGAGUAUGCCAUUCAGAAAGCUUUUCAAGUAUGGAGCGAUGUGACCCCCCUGAAAUUCAGAAAGAUUACGACAGGCGAGGCUGACAUCAUGAUACUUUUUGCUCGUGGAGCUCAUGGAGACUACGGUGCUUUUGAUGGCAGAGGUGGUGUCAUAGCCCAUGCUUUUGGGCCAGGACCUGGUAUUGGAGGAGAUACACAUUUUGAUGAGGAUGAAAUCUGGACUAAAAAUUAUAAAGGCACAAACUUGUUCCUUGUUGCUGUCCAUGAGCUUGGCCAUGCCCUGGGACUUGAUCAUUCAAAUGAUCCAAAGGCCAUAAUGUUUCCCACCUAUGGUUAUAUUGACCUCAACACAUUUCACCUCUCUGCUGAUGACAUACGUGGCAUUCAGUCCCUUUAUGGAGGCCCAGAGCAGCAUCAACCCAUGCCAAAACCCGACAGUCCAGAACCAACUACCUGUGACCACAAUUUGAAAUUUGAUGCAGUCACUACAGUGGGAAAUAAAAUAUUUUUCUUUAAAGACAGCUUUUUUUGGUGGAAGAUUCCUAAGAGUUCAACGACCAGUGUCCGUUUAAUUUCUUCCUUAUGGCCAACCUUGCCUUCAGGCAUUGAGGCUGCUUAUGAAAUUGGAGACAGACAUCAAGUAUUCCUUUUUAAAGGUGACAAGUUCUGGUUAAUUAGCCAUUUAAGACUACAACCAAACUAUCCCAAGAGCAUACAUUCCCUGGGCUUCCCUGACUUUGUGAAAAAAAUUGAUGCAGCUGUCUUUAACCCCAGUCUCCAGAAGACUUACUUCUUUGUGGAUAAUCUGUACUGGAGAUACGAUGAAAGGAGAGAGAUCAUGGACGCUGGUUAUCCCAAAUUGAUCACCAAGAACUUUCUAGGAAUUGGGCCAAAAAUUGACGCAGUCUUCUAUUUCCAAAGAUACUACUAUUUCUUCCAGGGACCUAACCAACUGGAAUAUGACAUUUUUUCCAGUCGUGUCACCAAGAAGCUGAAAAGCAAUAGCUGGUUUGAUUGCUAGUAAUGGUGCCAGUUGACUUCCACUUAAUAAGUAUUUAUUACAUACACACUAUGUGCUCAGUGUAACACUACAUGGUGAUGUGUAUCAUAAAAUAAGGUAAAAUAAAUAGGCCAUAGAGAAAUGAUUGCACAAAAUAUAUGUUUUUCAAUUUUGAAAACCUUUAUUAUACAUUUUUGCUUAACUCUACUAUUAAAUUUGGAAAUAGAUGCCUUCAGAGGCCAAGAGAGUAUCUUUUGGAGAAUGCUUUGUGAGUUGGUUCCUACCAUUGUUUGAGAAGUUACAAUUAUAUAUUAUUCAAAUAAAA